AUGCGCCUUCGAGUCGCGCUUUCCAGCCUACCGAUCUUCCGCAUUCGAGUCCCCACCAUGGCUGACGUCAUAAGGGGGCUCAGCAGACCGCUCGGCGCGCAGCAGCAAGCAGCGGCACUCGCGCCGGCACGCGCGGCUCCAUCGGCCGCCCCUACGCGGACCGCUCAGUCGCUGUCAUUUCCCACUGGCCUCGCCUUGCCUCUCCUUGCUCGAGCCGCUCUCCCGUUAGCGUCGCGACUCUCCUUUGCUGCUGCCCCCGCCGCCAUCACUCCCGCCGGCUGCUUUCCCCGCUGCCGAUCCGCCCCUCACGCGCGCACAGGCUUUAUCCGCGACCCUUCGUUUCCCGCGGAGUGCUCCAGGCGGCGCACACGUGCUUUGCUCUCCGCGUUCCGCCCGCGCGGAGAAUGCCGCGCGCAGGCGCACGAUAGCGCGGCUUCUAUGCCGACUCCAGAGAGUCCCGCGGCAGCUCCCGCGGGGGAAGGCUCCGCGGAGCGCAGGGAUGGCGGAGCGGCGGAAGCGGCGGACGGCGCGGGGAGCGCGCAAGGGGAGCCGUUUUUGGUGCUCAACUUUUACCACUUUGCUGACGUGGAGGAUGCCCAUGGUGACGUGGAGCGGCACCGUGCGUUCCUACAGGAGCGGGACAUCCGAGGCCGGAUAUACAUCAGCCACCAGGGCAUCAACGCUCAGCAGUCCGGCCUCGCGCACUUGUCAGUCUCCCGUUCCCCUCUCUGUCGUCUCUCGCAGCUCAGCGUGCCAGCCUCACACGUGAUGGAUGGAGUGCGCCGACUCAGCGGGCCGGCCUCUCACGUGAUGGAGUAUGCCGAGUGGGUGCGCAGCGACCAGCGCUUCACCGGGGUGCCGCUGCAGCUGUCGCCCUCCCCCAUCGGCCACGCCUUCCCACGCCGCCGCCUGCGCUACAAGCCCGCCCUCGUGCAGGUGGGCUGUCCUGCCAGCACUACACUGUACCUUUUCCUGAGCACAGGGACAGCUGUCGACCUCUCCUGUGGGCCACGCCUUCCCGCGCCUCCGCCUGCGCUACAAGCCGGCGCUCGUGCAGGUGAGUGGUCGUGGCUGCACCACACUGUACCUUCCGUUGUGCAGGUGAGUGGUCGUGGCUGCACCACACUGUACCCUCCGUUGUGCAGGUAUGGAGCAACUCCCCGGAAGUAUGGAGCAACUCCCCGGAAGUAUGCAGCAACUCCCCGGAAGUAUGGAGCAACUCCCCGGAAGUAUGGAGCAACUCCCCGGGCUCCCUCACAGAGGUAUGGAGCAACUGUCGGGCGACCUGUGUGCCGCGAGGCCCGUGUCUCACGCUCGCCGCACAUCCUCCUCUCCCCCCCCCCCGUGCUUCCGCACCCUCCCCCGUGCCCCACCAUCAGCUGUCUGCGGACCUGUGGCAGGCGGCAUGGAGCAGCUCUCGGCGGACCUCUGUGCCGCCACGCCCCUGUUGCCCGCUCGCCCACACACUCUCCCCCCCCCCCCCGUGCUUCCCCCCUUCCCCCCAUGACUUUCCCCCAUCAGGUGGCAGGAGGCAUGGAGCAGCUGUCUGCAGACCUGUGUGCCGCCACGCCCCUGUCGCCCGCUGAAUGGCGCAGCAAGAUCGACCAGAUGCAGCGGGGGGAGGGUGAGGGGGGUGGGGAGGCGGACAGGGAAAGGCGGCAAGGGGAGGACAAUAAGGGGCGUGGGGAGGAGGCAGUUGCGCGCACCAAGAAGAUAAUGCUGCUGGACGUGCGCAAUGGUGGGUGCUUUGUGUUCAGGCAUGCUGGAUGUGCCGUGCGCAAUGGUGGGUGCUUGCUGGUAGGCACGCUGCUCUAUCUCCUUUCCCAAGCCACCAUGGCUUCCACUCCUACAGCAACCACUUCUCGUACGCCACCCUCAGAGUCUCGUGGUAGUUCCGCUGGUGGGACCUCUUCUAGUACGUCUUUGGUCUGCAUGGACAGCAAGCACGCAGUCUACCGUCACUUCAAGGUGCCGGCCAAUAGCGUUGGCGAGAACGGCACCAAGGUGUGUGCCUACUGCAACUUCACGUUUGUUGGCGGGGUUCACCGUUGCGCGCAGCAUAUCACCAGCUGGAACGGCAUGCGCCGUCGCGAAGUGCAUCUCUGCACUGCAGCGCCGAAGACUGCACGUGACGCCGUGAAGGCGCUUUACGAGUCCAAGUUGAAGGCCCGUGAAGCGAAGCGUGUGGCUGAAAUUGCGGCGGUCGGCGCAGUCAACGGCAGAGGUUCGGACAAGAAGAAGAGUCGGAUGACCGACUUCUACGGCGACGACGCCGCGUGCGCGAACCAAGUUGCGGACGAGGCCAUAAGCCUCUUCUUUGCCGCUCUUCAUGUGCCGGAGCAUCACGCGGACCACCCACUGUGGCGGAAUGUGGUCUCCAGCAUCCAGCGCGCGGGGCCGAAUUACGUCGCGCCGAAGAGACGCUACAUCGGUGGCGCCGGUCUUGCAAAGUGUCGCCAACGCAUUGAGGCGGCGCUCGCUCCUAUCUCAGCAAGCUGGCGCCGUGACGGUGUCACCGUGGCAAGCGACAUGUUCUCCGACAAGGCCGGCCGCCCGCAAGCCAACGUGCUCCUCAUCAACGAUAGCGGUGCAGUGUUUGUGGAGUCGAUCGACACGAAGAUGGAGAUGAAGACCGGGGGCUACAUCGCGUGCAUCUUGCGGCCCAUCAUCGAAAAGGUCGGCCCCGAGAAUGUCGUCGCCUUGUGUUUUGACGGCGGCUCCAACUACGCGGCGGCAUGCAGGGUGUUGAUGCGCGAGUAUCCCCACAUUGAACACAUCCCUUGCGCGACCCAUGUCCUCGAUCUCCUGAUGGAGGACAUCGGGAAAAAGGGAUGGGCGAAGGACAUCGUCACGCACGGGGACACCCUCAUCUCGUUCGUCCGCAACCAUCACUUCACCCGAGGAUACGUGCGGAGUCCGCUCGUGAACGGCGGCAAGGGGAAACAGGUUCUCAAGCCCGCGGGAACCCGAUUCGGCACCAACUACAUCGCCAUCAACCGCCUCUGUGAAGUGCGCGCCAGCCUGACACAGAUGGUCCUCAGCGAUGAGUGGGUCGAGUGGACUGCGGCUGCAGACAGGGCUGGGGCAGACACAUUCAAAGACAACAUCCUCGAUGCCGCGUGGUGGACGCGCGCCGAGUUCUUCGCUAAGCUGAUGAGGCUGCCAUUCGUCGUCAUGCGCAAGACUGACUCGGAUUCGAAGGGCAUGAUGGGUCGUCUCUACGACCUCAUGCUCCAGCUCACCGAGGACAUCCGCGACUUCCUCGACGAGCAUGCGGAAGGGGUCCUGACAAGCGACGAGGUGGGGGAUAUUCGGGAGAUCGUGCAGGACCGCUGGGACAACGGGCUGGCGUGCAACCUGCACGUGAUUGGCCGCAUCCUCUACCCCACCAACCAGGAAGAGUGCAUUUUCCGCACCGACCUGGAGUGCACGAGGGUCUUCAAGCAGUACGUCUCCAAGCACCAUGGUGACAAGACGGUCACCAGGAAGGAUGGGGUCGAGCGCCGCGCCUCUCUCGUCAUCCAGGAAGGCCUCAAUGCCUUCCUGAACCUCCAAGGCAGCUUCGGCAUGCUCGACGCUAUUGCCGACCGCCAGGCAGUGAAGGAGGGCAAGAUGACGGCGGCUACGAGUGGGACGUGGGCCAUUUUGCCGGGGCUGUGCGCCCUUUUGAGUCGACUCAAAAGCUACGAGUGGGACGUGGGCCAUUUUGCCGGGGCUGUGCGCCCUCCGGUUGACAACUUCCGAUCCACUGAGUUCGGCCUGCAGGAGGAACACACUGAAGCCACCACAGCAGAGCAGCAGCAGCAGCUUCAGCAGCAACAACAGCAGGAGGAAGAGGAGGCAGGGAGGCAGGAGGAGGGUGCAUACGACCCGCUAUCAGAAGCAGACAAGGAGGAGACAGAGGUGCUCAUGUACUGCACGGGGGGCAUCCGCUGUGACGUGUACUCCGCACUGCUCAGACAGCAGGGCUUUAAACGUCUCUACACCCUUGAGGGCGGCGUCGCCCGGUACAUGCGCGAGCAGGGCGGCGACCACUGGAACGGGCGGCUUUUUGUGUUUGACUCGCGGCUGGCUGUGCCGCCCAGGGAUUACCAGGUCGGGGGGAAGGUGUUGCGGGCUGCGGAGGAGGAGGGGGUGGAGAGGGUUGGGGAGGUGCUGGGUGAGGUGUUGGGGGGGAUGAUGGGGGCGGUGGAAGGGGAGGAGGAGGAGAGUGUGGGGUGUCAGAGGUGUGGAGGGCGGUUGGAGGAGGUGAAGCAUCGCAACUGCGCCAACUCGGACUGCAACGCCCUCAUUCUGUUCUGCUCCACGUGUGCCCAAGCUAUGAAUGGCGCCUGCAGCACAGAGUGUGCUGCUGCUCCUCGCCUGCGCCCCUUCCUCGCCCGCCCAGAGCCCUACCAGCGACUGCACACCUACCUGCCCACCGCCCCCCCUCCUCGCCUCCCGGGGUACGUGUCCCGCCGCGCCCUCAAGCGAAGAGCGCGUAAGGCCAGACGCCUUGCAGCAGCGGAGGGGGGUGAGGGGCAGGGGGCAGGAGAGGGAAGGGAGGAGGGUCAAGAGAUGGGUCGGGGCCAGGAGGUGGAGGUAGCUGCUUAA
Molecule: messenger RNA, 4593 nt
Organism: Closterium sp. NIES-65
Lineage: Eukaryota; Viridiplantae; Streptophyta; Zygnematophyceae; Desmidiales; Closteriaceae
Source: the annotation of a GenBank genome assembly